Molecule: messenger RNA, 10440 nt
Organism: Triplophysa dalaica
Lineage: Eukaryota; Metazoa; Chordata; Actinopteri; Cypriniformes; Nemacheilidae
Exons: 46
Coding region: 1544-10186 (2880 amino acids)
Source: RefSeq, a predicted model, not a curated record
CGUACAUUCGUGGCAUUAACAGGCACUCUCCUCCAGCUGAUUGUAAUCAGGCUCGUGAUCGUCUCGUGUUGUAUCAUUGGAAAUAUUGAGUGAGCGUACAUCGGAUGUACACUCAAAAUCAGAAUGCAUUGUGGGUAAAUAGUAGUUUACAAAUGUAGGGAAUGAGUUGUUUACUCAGAAUUCGGACAACACUACAAAAUGGCGGACCCCCGAUAUAGUGCACUAUAUAGGAGAUAUGGGGAGAAUUCAGAAACAGCUUCUGUCAUCAUUUACUCACUAUCUGUGUUUUUGGUGUGGUAUAAGUUGACCAUGUUUGUAUUAGACUCGUGAAAUUGCUAAAAUUAAAGUGUCGGAACAAAAGAUCCAUUCCAUCUAAAAGCGAAUCCUCACCCAGACCUGCCUGAAAGGCCUUUUUUAACCACACCCCCACAAAACCACGUCAGUUCGGGCAUGAAUUAACUAAGACCGCCCAAAUGUAUAUGACAGUCAGUACUGUCCGUACAAUUGCUUUGGAACCUGAUGGUCCAAAUAUGGUAAGAGGCGUUAAAUUUCUGUCACACGGAAUCAUAGCACACCUCACUUUUCAGAGCGAUGAGCUUUUUUCAAAAUUCUGCAUAUUUCGGAGAGGCGGGGCAAAGAGGAGAUACAAACUGAUAAUAUUAGUUUUAACCGUGUCAUAUGACUCCUUUAAGGCAGAGAUAAGUGGAAAUAUGAGAAAAUUGCAAAAUUUAGUAGAUUCUGUACGUACAUUGCGGCACACAGCAGGGGUAUAUAGAAAAUCGUUCUACCGUAUUUGAAAUGAUACUUUCAUAAGUUAACAUUUCAUUAUAACAUUCAUAUACGGUAGAAGGCCACUUCUAUACCACUGGUGUGUGCCGCAAUGUACAGCAUCUGCUUGAUUGAACUAUUUUCAAAUUUUUCCAUUUCUCUCUGCUUUAAGUCUCCCCAACCGUAAACUGCAUAAGGUUCUUUCACCAUAAAAUGUAGAAGUCAAACAUGCAAAGAGUCUUUCAUUGCCUUCUCUUUUUUACCUGCCAAGUAUUGGAAGUGUAAGUAGCGCCCCCUUGUGGUUUAUUUGGAAGCUACCUGGUCAUCUGAUCCCAUAAUACUAUUUUAGGUAUAAUUUUGUGGAAAUGUAUAUCAUCCCCAUAUUUUUACAUAAACCCAUAUGGAUUGACCACUGAUUAUAAUGAAUGUUGCUUUAGAUAAAUGGAUUCGGCCAAUUGACAAUUUGGUAAGUAUACAUUUUUAUGUAAAGUAUAUAAAUGUGAUUUAGUAGAUUAAAAACUGUCCAUAGCCUUUUAUCAACAAUUGCGUAGUGUGUCAGAGCAACCAGCUGUUAUUAAGGAUCAUGUUUCAGGAAAUGCAAGUGUGUCAUAGGCUCCAGCUUGAGGCUGAACAGACUCAAUCACAUGACUUCCCUUAACAGAAAGCAUUAGAUCAGCUGAGAGAAUGAGCAGGAAAAUGAAACCUAAGUGUAGCUCAUGCCCUCUUCAGUCAUUCACCAAAACACAACACACGACAUGCCUCAUGCGAUGCUCUUAUGGCUGCAAUGGACUCUGAUAUCAACGUGGAUGAUAGUCCUAAAAGGGCAAUCUGUAAUAAAGUUGUCAAGACUCUGAAAAGGCACCCUAGAGGAAUUGCCCUUGAUAAGUUAGCGAAGGUCUUUGAUGAGAGGUUCAAACAGGAGCUUUUACCAGCUGAACUUGGGUUCCCAUCAUUGGAGGCUUUUGUAGCAUCUCUUGAGGAACUGGUGGUGGAAGAUGGGACGAUCUUCCACAAGAAGAACAUAGUGCUGACAGGUGUGGACUAUGAAAAAACAUGCGAUGAUGUUGUGGAGUUGGUAAAAAGACACUCUGAAGGCAUUCCUGUUUCUAAAAUAGCAGUUGUUUUCAGACAGGUGUAUGACAGACCUUUAAAAAAGAAAGAAUUAGGGUUCUCAUCAGUAGCAGCUUUCAUUGACUCUCUUAGGAAACGGCUGUAUGUAUGCAGUGGUCAGAUAUACUACGGGUGCGUCAAGCCUGAACCUUCAACACCCACAGCAGCCAUGAGUAUCAGUGGGGUUUUUAAGGAUGUGGUGGAACUUGUUCAGGAGAAUCCAAGGGGCAUCCCUCUUAGAAAGCUGUCUAAUUUCUUUAGCCUAAAGUAUCGACGGAACCUGUCAGUAUCAGAAUUUGGUUUCAGUUCAAUUCCAGCAUUUAUUGAUUCUUUGAGAGAUGAGCUCUUGGUAGACAAGGAGCGAGUUUACCACAAGGAUCACAGAGCAGCUUCUGUCUAUACACCUGUGAACAAAGACCCGAAACCUGCGAGAACUGUCACAUUGACAAAACUGGACUCUGGCCAUGAGGGUACUCUGGUUCCACAGAAUAUCAAUGAAGGUGAAAAUAAGGUGCAACCAACAGCCAUCUGCGCUGGUGUAAAUGAACAAGUGGUCCGAUCCAAAACAGGAUCUCCAUUACGGAACACCUGGACCGCACCCCUCAUAACAACCUCUAAUAAUCUUUCCACCCUGGAAUUCCCAGCUCUUAGGUCCAAAGCAGAGGAGAAGUUGAAAGAGUGUAAGGGACCAGUUUUCUAUGAGUCCUUUUACAGCCAGCUGAGGGAGGUACAUAGUGCUAAUGUAAGGGCGGCAGACGCCCUGCAGGAAUAUAGUUCUGGAAGACGUAGACAGGAUAUGAGCGCAGAUGAUGUGAACAGUUUGGCCGAGAAUGUCAUUAGAGCCCUCGCAGCCGAUGGAGAGCAUGUCUCUAUCGACAGGGUGACUAGCAGGUUGUGUUCACUUUUGCAAGUGUCCUCCUUGUUCGCUUUAAAGAUCGACCCUCGUCGUCAGCUCCCCGUUUUGCAGGAACUUCAGCGCACCCUCAAGGAGAUCAAUGUGUUCUUUGCGUCAGUGGAGGUGGUGUCCUCAAUGUGCACACUGUAUGAACUGGGUCAGGCCGUGGCCAACCUGAAGAACAAAAAGCGAUUUGAAGAACUUCACCUAGGCCCUCUCUGCAAGAUCCCUAUCAUUCACCGCAUGUUCAAAAUAGAUGGAAAUACUAAAGAUGACGAUAUUCAUCAGAUUGAAACUGUGGACAUUCUUAGGAGUCUGCGCAUUUUCCGGAGAAAAUGCAGGGCACAAAGAGUUGACCUUGCUGAAUUUCUCAAGCACCUUGCUGACCAAUACAGCUGUGAAUCGCCAUAUGAACUCGGCAUCAGGAUUCAGAGUCUUGGACUGCCCAUUUCGACCUUAAACAGAGCAUCUGCUACUGAGCACAGCUGCAUGGAUAGAGCCAAAGAAGCUAUUCAGAAGGAGAUUCAAGAAGAGGUGGAAACCAGACUGUUUAAGAUCAAGAAGAGUCUGCUUGAACUAGCUCAAGGACCAGUGCUGUUCUCACAGACAGGCUGCCUUGAGCUCAGGAAAAAAUAUGUUAAUAUGACCGCCUCUGAUGCUGUCUUUGAAGUUUUCAUCAACUCCGAAGGUGUCUUUAGUAAGAGUAUGACUAAGAGUGUUCAGACAUUCCUGACGUGUAUACAAAGAGACCGGCUAGCAAGAGCCUUAUUUCAGCUUGCCAUAUGCUGUGGCUCCUUGGAAGCCCCACAGGACCUGGUAGCUAAAGAGAAACCUCAGAAAAAAGACAAAGAGAAUAAAGCUACGGAAGAAAGAGCCACGUCCCUCCCCACUGAAGCUGAAGUGAAGAGUUACUUUCAGGAGUGUGUGGCCAACUUCAAGAAUACACCUACUCUGGCCUUCCUUCGUUCACUGGAGAAGAAGAUCGUCGAUCACUUCAAGUUCAAAGAUUUCAGUCAGCUACAGCAAGGAACCUUUUUGAAUUUCAUUGUCCAAAACAAAAAGGCUUUGCAGGAGACAGCAGGAGGCGCUCUUUCCAUUGACAACCAGGACCCUGGAACGUAUGGCUUCAGACCAUCCAGACAGGAUGUGUUUGAAUUCAUAAAGCAGUGCUGCGAGGGAGAUUUGGCAUUUGUGGAGGCUGCUCUGAGGAACCAUUAUACGAUAAAGGACAGUCGGGAGCUUGGUCACGGACCCCUAGGUUUUCUUGUGGAUUGCACCAAGCGGCAAAAAGAACUCAUCGGAGAUGCCAUAACCAGUGUUGUGCGCUACGAGGGUCCUCUGCUCCCCAUCAAUUCUGGCGAGUGUGGGCCAGAUAUUGUUGGUCUGCUAGGAGAGGUGAGCCGUGAUAAAGCGCUGGCGAGUCUCCUAUCAGCCCCUCUACUGCAGGACCUGGAGGAAUGGAGCCAGUGGGAGCUGGUGUUUCAACCCAACCAUGGCUCUCUCAAAGAGUUCAUCGACAAGUACUGUGGUAAGACAGAACUGCUUGCUCUUGAGGUGUCUCCUGGUGUGUUACUGAGGGUCACUGCUGAUACGUGUGCUGCGCACUUCUCAAAGGCUGCUCUGGCUCUAAAUCCAGUUGGCACAGCUGGCCACUUGGUCUCCAUUGUGGUGGCGGAUGGGAUACUUAACACCCCCACAGCGCUCCUAGCCAAUCACAUGGAGAGUGCAUUGAAUGUAGCAGUUGCAAAGGAAGAAAUUACACCAUGGGAAAAUGGCUACUCGUACCGCGCUGUGGCCAAAUUUGUGCUGGAAUGCAUCGCUUGUAUGCCUUCAAGAAUUUGCAAGGAACUUCUUCAGCAGGUGUUCUUGGAGCCGCUCUCUAAAGUGCUUGGUCAAGCCAAAUCUAAAACGCUACUCCUGGACGCUGCUCAUUCAGAAACACGUUACCUGAACAAACUUCAUCAAAUGGGGCUGCUUCUGGGCAUAACCGAGUGGAGAACUGACUUCAACAACAAACUUGUUCUGCCAGCUUCACCUGAAGUGCCCUUACUCAUGAAGUCUGUAGUGGAAGACUCCAUGAGUGACAUGUCUUCUGGAUUGAGUCUGAAUGAGAUGGACAAUGAAGAAGAAACUGUGCUCAGCACUUCUUCUAGCAGCCCUGGAGGAGCACAUCAGCAAGGCGAUGAUGAUGAGCAGAUGUUUGAGCUGGUUUCUGAGCAUGGUGAAGUCACAGACCGCAGUGUGCAGGGGGAAGAGGAGAACCAAGACCUUCAGGAUGAAGAUCCGAUGACGUCUGCUCAACCAGAGGACAAUGAGCACAAAGCCAUCAUAGAAGACAUCAGGAAAACAGAGUUUGGCAUCGGUGUCGAGCUCAACGAGGAGGGUCAGAACUUAAUGAGAAAGCAACAGGCAAGACUGGGCCGAAGCCUUGAACGUCUCUCCACUGAGCUCUACAGCAAGGACACACACUUUGUCCUGGAGCUCAUACAGAACGCGGAUGAUAACAGUUAUCCUAAUGGUGGAGAGCAGCCAGCUCUCACCUUUGUGGUGGAGAGAGACUGUAUCACCAUCUUAAACAACGAGUGUGGGUUCGAGGAGAAGAACAUUCGUGCCAUCUGUGAUGUCGGCAGGAGCACAAAGGGAAAACAUAAAUAUGGCUACAUUGGGCAAAAGGGCAUUGGCUUUAAAUCGGUUUUUAAAGUAACCAACUGUCCUGAGAUCCACUCCAAUGGCUUCCACAUUCAAUUCGACAAGACCGUCAGCCCCAUGGGAUACAUUCUGCCACACUGGGUUGACCGUGAAAGACCCGUGGGAUCUGUUGCCAAGGAGAUUUCUGAGAAAAGAUGGACCACAAAGAUCCACCUCCCUCUGCGAUCAGAAAGCUACCAGACGAAAAACCUUUUCCAUGAUGUGCAUCCCUCUCUUCUUCUUUUCCUCCAUCGUCUUCGUUCCAUCACUAUUUUGAAUGCGACGGAGAAGCGUUUGAUGAUGAUGAGCCGCCGAGAUUUGAGCCAUAAUGUUCUGGAGGUGGCACACACAAGUGGCGUCGAGCGCUGGCUUGUGGUCAAGAAUAUGCUUUACCCUAAAAAGAUUAAAGAAGAUGUGGAGUCAACAGAACUAGCCUUGGCGUUCCAGCUCAGCGACUCAUCUUCGGGUGACGCAAUACCUCAAAAACAGCCCGUAUAUGCCUUUCUUCCACUUCGCAGCUUUGGUUUCCGUUUCAUCAUUCAAGGUGAUUUUGACAUCCCAUCCUCCAGAGAGGAUGUGGACAGGGACAGCUCCUGGAAUCAGUGGCUCCGCUCGGAGAUCCCACAGCUGUUUGUGCAUGCCAUGGACGUCUUCAAUCAACAUCCAGAGUUCAGUGGGUUUGGAGGACUGUGUUACUUCUUGCAGUUUAUCCCACAGCCAAGUGAGAUCCUGGACUUCUUUAAUCCAGUAGCCAAUCAGAUCAUUCAGCUACUAAAGGGCAAAGCGUGUCUCCCAGCAAAAGAGGACAAUGAGGGCAGAGUUGAAUUCAAACAGCCGUCCCAACUAGCCGUGUGUCACGACCGCUUGAUUCAGGAUGUCAUUGGAGGAGAGGAUCUUUUAAGGUCCCUGAGUCUCUCUUACCUGCAUCCUGCACUACAGUCAAGCCUUUCCGGCUCUCUCCUCUCUGCACUGGGCGUCCAUCGCCUCAGAACCUCAGAAAUCCUAGCAGUCACCUGCGCAAUGGCCAAAGAUCUAGUUCAACAUGGUCAUCUUAAAUCAGAACAAGACCUAAAGAAGCUGGCCAAACUGUUAGUGUGUAACCUCCGUGCAUUGGAUAUGGAGUAUGGCGAUAUGGAGGCCCUUUUCCAGUCUCUCAAAGAUGUUCCCAUGAUCCCUCUGGCCAAUGGCAGUGUGGUUUCUUUAAGUUCAGAGAGCAUUUUUUUUCCUCUCAGUGACGUGACGCAAGCUCAAACAGAUCUGAAGGCUCUGUACCAGGAUUUAAAUAUCGUGGAGCCCCAGCUGCUGGUGUGUCUGGAUGAACUGGGGAACUCACAGGUGCGGGAGCUGCUACGAAGACUCAACAUCCAUGAACUUGAGCCCCAAGAGGUUCUACACAAGCAUAUCUACCCUAUGCUGAGGAGCAAGUCCUGGGAGAAAAAGCCCAAGGACAUAAUCGUCAGCUACCUGGUGUUUAUCAAACUACACUCUCAGGAUCAGAAUUACAGGACCCUCGGCACAGCCAUCCCUGUGUUGACCAGCAGGGGCUUCCUCUGCCCCUCCAAGAACAAGAUUCAGUUUUCAAAAGAAUAUGGAAACAUUGACCUUCCCAACAAGCUCCCUGGUGUGGACUGGAUCCUGCUGGACCCCUGCUAUCUGCGGGCAAACGGAGAUCUGGACGGUUGGAGAGAACUCCUCAGGAAUCUGGGAGUUAGAGACCUUCUUAUCUUUAGGAAGGAGAAGCGGACCUUCACUGGUUCUGAACUGGCGUCUAGUUCAUGGGCACUGGAGAGUAAAGUGUGGUCUAAGCCUGCAGAUGGGGUGUAUAUCAUUGAAGAUCAGCACUGUGCAGAGUUUCAUACCUUGCUUACUGCCAACCACCUCUCACCUCACGCGAAACUACAGCAAAGACAAGCUCUUAUAAAACUGAUUGACGAAAACUGGGAUUCAGGAGAGAAUUACUCACAGUACCUCAGAGUGCAGGUCUUGGACAGCCAGGGACGUUUUUUCAGAAAUGCAAAUUCCUCUUUUUACCACAAUCUCACCCAGCUGCUCUGGGUACCAACAUGCAGGCCACCAUGGGGAGACGGACAGCACGUAACCUACCUACAGCCGAAGUCUGUCUACAUUUACUCUAUUGAUGUACAUCGACUACUUGGAUCCCAUGUUGACUAUGUCCACAUGGAACCCAGUGAAUUCACCAGAGAAAUAGGAAUGAGACACACUGUGCAGGUGGACGACAUUAUCGGCUAUCUGAAGUGUUGGUGCACUAAGGUUUCAGAGGAUCUCUCAGUGGAGCCUGAGGGAGCUGACUUCACCACAACAGUCGAGCACAUGCACGCAGUGUAUCUUUACCUUAGUGACCAGUGUUCUAACGUCAAGUUUAGAGACCUGUUUCAACACUCACCUGCUGUUUUCAUUGAGUAUAACAGAAAGCAGGAAUGGUGCUCUGGGCGGUUCUACCAUCUGAAAGAGGUUUGCUGGAAUGAUCCGACAGGCAUGUUUCAAAGGUACAAGGAGCUGAUUCGAAAGCCUGACAGCGGGAUACAGGAGCCUAAACUACUGGCACCAUUUUAUACUGGAUUGCAUGACAUGAAGAGCAUGUUUAACUCUCUCAAUGUGGAGCUCAGUCCAUCUAUGAAGCAGUAUGUUGCCCUUUUGGAAGCUGUUUGUGAGUCAUCACCUCUUGCUACAGUGGAUGUUGUCCAAGACGUUUCUGUCAUCUUUGCCAAGCUAGCUGAUAAAUGUAAAAUGCAUGUUCUUGGAGAACAAGAUCAAGUUCCUCAACUGAACCCCGACUAUUGCUGCUCUCUCAAAGAAAUGAUUUCUCACAAAAGAGUGUUCCCCACCAAGAGUAACGGCUGGGUGACGCUAGCACACAAGCCCAUGAUAGCGGACAGCCCGCACUUGGAGAAGAUCUUCAAAUCGCAUCAUGAGAUUUGUCUGCUCAACCUACCGUCUGCCAUGAAGAAAGCAGCCAUCAAAUUAAAACAUCAAGUUAAACUGAAUGAGAAGGAGGCGUUCAGCGAAGCAGACAGAGAGUUGUUCCUGGAGAUCUGCGGGGUGAAAAGACUCUCCCAGUAUGUGUCCACCGAACCACAGACUGAGAGCUACAGGCCUUGCCCCUCUGUGCAGACCCUGGUGCGACAGAUCGUCCCUUAUAUCCAGAGGUUCAUUUACCAGCAUGGGGAUUUCGAAGACAUUUACAGUGAGCUGAAGGUUGCCGGGAUUGCUAAACAGAUUAACUCGCUGAGUUUUGGACAGGUGGGCAAGCUGUAUAUUCAUUAUCGACUUGAGGUGUCCGAGGAGGACCCAGUAUUUGAGAGUGAAGAUAUAAUAUGUUUUCUAGAAGAUAAAAAAGAGCUAUACAUCCACAAAGAUCAUCUCUCAGCCAAACUGGACAUCUGCAGAGAGCUGGUGAAAUUGUUCACCACAGAAAAGACUCUUGGGAAAGUGCUGGAAAGCUUUCUGCUGGGCCUUGUUCCCUGGAUAAAUGACCAAGCUGCUUUGAGAAAGUACCUGGACAGGGAGAUCGCUCUAGAACUCCCUCCAGAUGAGGAACUGUGGGAGGUCCCGGCACCUAAGCAAGUGGAAGUAAAAAAAGAACAUAAUGUGCCUGUGGUCCAUCCAUUUGGAGCUUUACAGGAGGUGGAAAUGCAGACAGAUCAGAAUAAAGAUGACAGGCUGGUGUCCUGGCCACCCAAAGCCUCUCUCAAUAAAACAGGUGGAGGCAGUUCAGGUACAGACAGCCAGGCUGUUGAAGAUGUGAUGAAGAUGUGGCCUCCUCCUGCUGCUCCUUCACCGGCUCCUGUAAUGGUGACUGGUCAUUCAGGUUCUGGAAUGGAUAGGAGCUCAUCAAACAUGAACGUCCAUCAACGAACUGGAGAACCUCCAGUGCACGUAGAUCUAGGACUUCAACACGUACAGGGUCCCAGGACAAGUGAAAGCAUCUCACGCACAACUGAUAGGCCUGGUCGCACAGAGAUGAAGGAAGAGCUCACUAUGCAAAACAUGAAGGUUCAUCCUCAACCUGUUAAGUCAAACGCAGAUGAACCGGAAAAAACUCCCCACCACCACAAAACCAACCCAACACCUACAGCAGUCGAACAAGACACACCAGAGACUCCCACAACACUAGGCCAUAAUACAGCUCAAGUACCAGAGAUGGUCUCAAGCCAGUUCCAGGGAGUCGAAACCCUACAGCGACCACUUGGGACUCUAGAUAAUGCAGUGUGGACCAAACCGAUGGCUCCAGAGGCCGUCCUGGAGGAUUUGGACCUGGACUGCACCAUGCCCCAAACUCUGGUGAUCUCUAAAGACUUUGACGAUACAGCCUGUAUUGGACAGUGGGGAGAGCAACUGGUUUUCUCCUUCCUCACUCACUGGAAAGAGAACGGAGGUGAUUAUGGACCCAUUGAUAUCACCUGGUUCAAUGAAAAAGGAGAGAGCGGCCAGCCUUGUGACUUCAAGCUUACGUUUGCAAAUAAGGGCCCAAGAGCCGGCACAACAAGGGAGAUCUUUGUGGAGGUCAAGACAACGAUAAAGAGAGAGAGACAUUUUAUUCACCUGUCUGCCAAUGAGCUGGAUUUUGCACUGAAGGAGAAAGAGAGGUAUCACAUAUAUAGAGUGUAUGGUGCUGGAGAUGCACAGAAUGUACGUCUGUGUCGUAUUAAAAACCUCGCCCAGCAUCUGCAUUCUAAGGCAUUAGAACUGUUCUUAUUUGUGUAGCCUCUAUUUUAUAGAUUAUUUUACACUGAUUAUUAUUCCCGCAGAAUGUUAAAUGUUUAGUGUUUCAUAGGUGUUUUUAACUCCUAAUAUCUAUAUAAUAUAAAAUAAUAUUACACAAUUUUACUGGCCAGUUUCUAUUCACUUGUUUGGUCAUGUAAUUGACCAAGUCUGUGCUGUUUUUACUACUAAUUGGAAUGUUACUUUUCCUUUUUGAAUUGUCAUUUACUAGUUCAUUAAAUAAAUAAAGACUUUUA